Molecule: messenger RNA, 1286 nt
Organism: Arachis ipaensis
Lineage: Eukaryota; Viridiplantae; Streptophyta; Magnoliopsida; Fabales; Fabaceae
Source: RefSeq, a predicted model, not a curated record
UAUAUUAAUGACUAAUUUAACAAAACACCAGAAAAUCUGAAACCUCUUAGGGUUCAUAUGGAGCACGCACCUGAUAAUGGAGGCAGCAAUGGCGGUUUCGACAGUGGCACAAGAGAAGUGCGACCACUAGAUCUUGAAGUGGAUGAUAAAAUGGAAGAAAGAGUAUUCUUUGAUGAGAUGAUAGAAGAGUUAGAUGAUACAGAGGAAUUUCAAGGAAUGUAUCAAGAUGAAAUUGAGCAGGAAGCUGUGAAUUCUGAGGAUUUAGGGGAGCAAGAAUUUCAAGCAAUGUUUGAUGGGAACGAUUUUUCACAUGAGGUGGAUGAAUUAUAUCGAAUAGAAGAUAUUGAAAAUAUUGCCAUGGUUGAUUUUCUGAACAUGGGUGCUCAUGAGAUGGAAUGUUUUCAUUUUCCUAAUAUUCAGAUAGCAUUUGAUUUCUAUAACCAUUAUGCGAAAUCUGUUGGUUUUGGUGCUAGAAAAAGUAAGACUUGGAAAAAUAGCAAAGGAGAAUAUGUGAAGCAAUUGUUUGUGUGCUCUCGUGAAUCCACAAAAUUGUAGGUUUAAGUGUCGUCCUGGUGAGAAGGUAAAACGAAAACCACAACGAUGUAGUAUUUGUCGCAUGGAAGGGCACAAUAAAAAAUCUUAUCCAUUGGCAAAGGACAUUCAGCAGCAGACCAAUGCAACUUCUUAUGGUAUAAAUAGGAACCAUGUUGAGGAAGGUUUGGAUGCAGAUAUAGAAAUGGGAUUUUGGGCAUCUAAUCUUGAAGAAGAUUAUGAAGAACAAGAGUUUUGGACAGGAGAUUUUGAUGCAAGUGCCGACAUGGAACUUAGUGAAGAGUUCUCGAUGUAGUAUUAUAUAAAUUAUUAUUAUGUGAUAUUUGAAUAAAACUUGAGUAAUUGAACUUUGUGUAUGAAUUUUCGUGAUGAACUUGGUGUUAUUUGCUUAAUUGCUAUGCAAAAAGUGAGAUUUGAGACAAGAUUGGUAUAUUUACAAUAAUGAGUACAUUUUGAGUUACGGCUUACAAGAGACGAUUUUGUGAUCCUGUAAUUGUAAAAUGCAGAACUUAGCAAGAAGAGUCUUAUUAUGAUUAGUUAAGGCGUGAAAGAUUGUAAAAGAAGUGCAGUUGGGUUAAUUGUGAAGAAGGUUCAAUACGGUUUGAGGACCCUCCAAAAAGGUUGUUGCUUGCGCUUUUGUAUAUUGACAUUACUCUUUGUUCUUCUUAGCUUUUGUAUGAAUUUUAUUGAGGAAUAUGUGCAUGAAAGUAGAUAGCUUAUAUUUAAUGUAUGGU